Uloborus diversus is the source of this 2217-nucleotide messenger RNA. RefSeq names its product decapping and exoribonuclease protein-like. Gene Ontology annotation, cellular component: cytosol; nucleus. Gene Ontology annotation, biological process: NAD-cap decapping; nuclear-transcribed mRNA catabolic process. The record is from RefSeq and is a predicted model, not a curated record. The coding region runs from base 265 to 1347 and encodes 360 amino acids. Lineage: Eukaryota; Metazoa; Arthropoda; Arachnida; Araneae; Uloboridae. Gene Ontology annotation, molecular function: mRNA 5'-diphosphatase activity. The transcript is spliced from 6 exons.
UAAAAUGAAUCGUUCAUCAAAGUCUGUAAACACUUUUAUGGAUGUCUGAAAACUUAUGAGCAUUACAGAUGUCUUAAAGGCUUGUCUAUUUCAUUUUCGUUCGUUCCAAAGUCAUUUUAGAAACUAAAACAAGUCUUCGGAUGAUGCUCAUUUCGACCCCAGUCGUGUUGGCUGCGUUUAUUUUCUGAACAAAAGCUGAAGUUGGAUAUUUUUCUACUUCAGUUGAUUUUUUUCUUCACUUCGAUCAAUUUUAAUUUUGGAAAAAUGAUUUUAAAAGUGCACCGUGCCCAUAGUUACGAAGGGCAUUUUCCGGAUUUGAGGGAACCCUCCGAAAUCGGUGGUUUUUCCCUGGACUUCGAUCGUCAGUUCUGUGACGACAAGCACCAGCUCAAGUACGUGUCCCUGCCUCGCUCACCUCAAGUGCAUUUCGAUCUGAGUGCUGGCUACGAACAGGCCAUCAGAAAAGAAUUUGGUAAGACCGAAAACAUCGACUCCCUCCUACACUGGGUGCUGAAUCAUCAGGAAGAUGUCCAGCACCACUUCCCCAAUCGAACGAAUAAAUCGGGCGUGGACUUCGUGUGCUACAGGGGACUGCUGACGAAACUGUGCUGCACUGUGUACGAGAACCGCGAAGACUGGUUGGUCUGUGCAACGCGGUAUCGGUCGGUCGUGUACCUGGUGGCAUUCGACACCGAGCAAGACGUGGAGAGGAGGGACUCUAUGACCGAGAGGGACCGCCUCAUGAGCGCCUGGGGGUACAAGUUCGAGCAGUACGUCACAUCCGAUGCACCGGGCUCUGCUCCCGAUCCGUCCGUCCCAGUCAACGAGAAGGAGGAGUUCAAUGCGGUGAUGAAGGGCCGCCUCAACGGCCACGCCCUCCUCUUCAGUGCUGAGGUGGAUGGCGUAGACCCCGCCCACAUAGGCAGAGACCCCGCCUCCAUGGGUAAAUACGUCGAAUUCAAGACGUCGCGGAUCAUCGAGACCGAGAGACAAAGGAGGAGCUUUUGCAGGUUCAAGCUGUUGAAAUGGUGGCUACAGUCUUUUCUGGCGGGAAUACCCAAAAUCGUCUGUGGGUUUCGAGACGAUGACGGGAUCGUCCGAACCUUGGAAGAGUUCCCAGUCAGAGAUAUUCCCAAGAUGGCGCAGGGCCAGUGGUCUCCUGCUGCCUGCCUCAACUUUCUGUCUCUCUUCUUUGAUCACGUGAACAAGUGCGUCACCAAGGAUGAUCCCAAUGUUGUUUACCAGUUCCGUUGGAGUCCGAGGCAGGACAUCACUUGCGAAGAGCUGACGCCCCCGCACAAGUACCAGAUCCUCCCCGAUUGGUACGUGGGCAACGUCCAUUUUUGACCUUCCACGAGACGGAUUAUCCGAGUGCCGAUGAACCGGAGCAUCUGUUAACCGAAAGCAAUUCUAUCACUGAUUAAGGCGAUAGUGAUGUUAAACUGACAAUCAUGGCCAAUCAUGGUCUGGCUUGUGGAGCCAGAGACUUCCUUUUUUUUAUGAACGAAAGUGGCUCAUUGCUUUGGGAUUGUGUUCAAACUUUAAGGCCCACAGGGAAACACCUGAAAGAACGGGGAAAAUGCAGGGAAAUCAAAAUUCAGCAAAAAAAAAAAAAAAAAAAACAGGGAAAAUAUCUGGUUUUAUGAAAUUUUCUUUCAAAACUUGGAAAGGGCAAGGAAUUUUAUCUUGUUUUUACUAUUUUUAUCAUGAAAUAGCAGAAAUCAAUGCCCUAAAUUAAACUAUCAAAUAAUGAUAAUCAAUAAACUAUCAAAUAAUUAUAAAAAAAUGGUAAUUUUACUUUUUUUUAUUGAAGUAAAUAUUAAAAUGUGUAUCAUAAAAACAAAUUAUGUUUUAUUUUACAUAAAUCUUGAAUUAAAUGCUAAUUUAAUUUAGAGAGCAUGAGGUUGGUAUCAGUUUUUGUUGUUCUGCUCAACUUUUUUUUUUAUUUAAAAGGUCCGAAUGGUUAAAAUAAGUCUUUUUUUUAUUACUAAGUUAAAUGUGAACCAUACUCUUAUUUCUAUUUUAACGAAUUCUUUACUUCUCCCCCCCCCCUUUUUUUUGUGAUGAAACUAUCAGGAUAUUAAUGUUUUUAGUUUUAUGUUAAUAGGAUAAAUUAUCACAAGCUGUUCAUUAAAUGUAGAGUGCAAACUCAUUUCACAGUGGAUUAUCACACUUUAACAUCUCAAAGUAUUUUAAUUUGUUUACAAAAAUAUUUUA